Chelmon rostratus (copperband butterflyfish) is the source of this 1295-nucleotide messenger RNA. Its product is annotated as cytochrome c oxidase assembly protein COX14 homolog. The record is from RefSeq and is a predicted model, not a curated record. The transcript has 2 exons. Lineage: Eukaryota; Metazoa; Chordata; Actinopteri; Chaetodontiformes; Chaetodontidae. The coding region runs from base 137 to 313 and encodes 58 amino acids.
CCUCUCCGUUUCCGUACCUUACGAAAGCGAAGGUUAGAUAGCUUGCGCGCUGAUUUCGCAUGCUGACUUGCUGACAUUGAGGACAACAACGAUCACCUGUGCUUGUUAUCAUUUUCUUCAUAAAAGGAUCCUCAUCAUGGUGACUGGAAAACGGCUGGCUGACAUCAGCUAUCGGGCCUUUUCCGCCUCGAUGAUGCUGCUGACAGUCUAUGGAGGCUACCUGUGUUCGAUGCGAGCAUACCGCUACAUGCAGAGGCAAAAACAGCUGAAACUGGCAGCAGAAAACCAGGAUUCUGAAGUCCUCAAGGACUGAGGUCAGAAGGACUGCUCUUCUUUUUGCACAGAUGUGGACAUUUUCCAUUCCCCCCCCCUUUUUUUUGGCCUCGCUAAAUCAUCAAGAUGUUAAUUCUUCUGAGGAUGUUUGUGUGAUUUCACUGAGGAUGUUUCCCUUUCAAGGAAGAAGUUUUGUUUCUAAAAACAUCACCAAGCAAAUUAACCAAGAACAUGUUACUGGCAUCAAUGGCCUGUGUAAAAUCCAUGUUCUGAGUGACAAUGGUUGAGAAGUGAAGAUGGCUGUAAUUGUUUGUACUAUGUUAAAUUAAAUGCCUUUAACCACAUAGUGCAAUGUAGCAUUCAUAAGCAGGACUGCAACAAGAAAGACAUAUUUCAACGACAGAAUAUAUUUGGAAAUACAUUUUUGCAAGGCACUCAAGUGAGAACUUGAUACCAGACAUUUAGUAUAGUCCUUAUACCUGGAUUCCUCUAUAGGCAGUGACGUCAAACUAUUUCAUACACAUUUGGUCUCAGAAGUAGUAAAAAAAAAAAAAACAGUAAAACAAAUAAACAUGACAAAUAAUGUGGUUAAAAGCUAAAUCCACAAUAAAUUGCAAAGGACAGAAACUGCUGCUAUUACAACUUUAAAGUGUUGUACUUCUGGUUGCACACACACACACACACACAGACAGCAGGUGCUCUUUUAAGAGCUAAUAAAACCACAGGUAUAACAACACAGUUAUAUAUAUAUAUAUAUAUAUAUAUAUAUAUAUAUAUAUAUAUAUAAUACCUGCUGUGACAUCACUGUUUGAAAUACAACAAACCUCAAAGUCUGAAGCCCUAGAGCAGUGCAGCAGCAGUUUUCUGCCCUCUGUGAUCCAGUGUGAAUUAAUCCUUAAAACAAAAAUAAUCAAGUUCUUCUGACCAAUAAAACUGGGAGAGAACAUUGAAACCAACCAACAUCUGGCAGCAAAUAAAUCCCAUCAUUUGGAAAAAAAAAAAAAAAAAGGCUACGCAAAUCA